AAUUUACAUUUCCAAGAUAUCACUAGAGGAUACCGCCGUUUUCGCUAUUUGAGAGUACGAGAGAUAUUUAAAAGCUAUUUGUGACUUUUGUAUGUGACCAAACCCUUAGCUACCGGCUCGUCUGUUGUGUAGUUUAAAAAAAUGGAAAUUUCACACCCCUCCGAGACAAUGGUUUCUCCCUUCUGUCCGGCUGAACGUGCACUCUGUUUUGACUGACAUACUCGCGAGCGCAGAGUUGGGGAGGUCGUGAAGUUGCCGAACGGGUAGAGGAGUAAACACCAUGGUGGGAGUGGAGUGCAGGUCUGAGCAGGUGAGGGUGUGAUCCCUCUGCGAUUGGUCGACAGAGAGACCUACGGCCGGACAGACGGAGACUGUGAGGGGAAAAGAAGAAUGGCUCGAAAUGUUAACUUCGAUCUGAACCACCCUCUCAUGGAAGCUGGACUGGAAAGCCCAGUGGACGAGGAAGGCGUUCAUGACUCAUUCAACCAGCUGAUAGCAGAGCACGGAGACCUGUCUGAUGCCUAUGAGCUUCAGCAGCUGCAGAGAGAUCUGGACGAUGAGCUUCGAGAUGAUGUGUCCUACUUGUCCAGCCCUGGACACGACUUUAGGGAAAGGAGGCAGGGACAAGGAGAGGAUGAAUGGGAGGAUGAUGAAAGACAGACAGACCCCCUCGUAGGUGAACGCUGGUCCUCAGCCACCUUGAAGAUCUUGUCGUCUAUGCCCAGUCGCACCAUUGGGCGCAGCAGGGGAGCCAUCAUCUCUCAGUACUACAACAGGACCAUGCAGCUUCGCAGACGUAGGCAGAGCAGACCCUCCAUCCAACACUUCAACUCUCGCUCUGGCAGACCGAGCAUACGAGGCUACGGCAUGGAGACAAUCACUACGGAUGCAGACAUGACUAAAAGGGAGCAUUUGGUGAACAACCUGCAGAACCUUUCAGUGAGCGACAGAGUCAGGAUGCUCCGAGCAAUGCCUCUCAGUGUGGCUGAGAAGAGACAACUCAGGACGUCAGCAUUACAAAAGGAGAGGCGCACACUUUCUGGCAGUCAGAUCCCCUGUUGCAGUCGACUCAAAUAUUACAUCAUAAUUGCUGUGAGACAGAGUUGGUACAGCUGGCUGUCCUUCCUGCACUCCCUCCAGCUGUGGCAAGUGGCGCUCAAGAGAGUGAGCGGGCGUUUCGGCACUGGAGUCCUCUCAUACUUCCUGUUCCUUAAGACCCUUCUUUUCUUCAACCUCUUCAUGUUCCUGGUGACAGGGGCGUUCUUGGUGCUGCCUCAGGCAGUGCACCCUCCAGCGCUGCUUGAUAGGAGACGCAACUUCUCUGGACUGGAGCUUCUCACCGGAGCAGGCUAUUUCUCAGACACAGUGAUGUACUAUGGAUACUACAGUAACUACACAUUGCACAGGAGCUGCAGGGAUGAUGGUGGAGGGCAGAAUGUGUCUGUGUCCAGUGGAACCAGGCUGGACUGCGUAUCGAAGCACCUGUCUUACAACAUGCCGCUUGCGUACUUCUUCACCAUAGGAGUGUCCUUCUUCAUCACAUGCAUCAUCCUUGUGUACAGCAUGUCCAAGUCGUUUGGUCGGAGCUUCCGCAUCGAUAAAUCUCACAGCAUCCUGGCCAUGAAGGUCUUCUGCUCCUGGGACUUCAAGGUCAUCAAGAAAGCCUCUGUCAAACUCAUGUCUGAGAAUAUAUGCACCCAGCUCAAGGAGCUUCUGGGAGAGUUGAGCCAUAAACAAGUCAAGAACACUGUGUGCCAGAAGUUGUGGAGACUGACGGUCCAUUGCAUAGCAUGGACUAUCUGCAUAGCGAGCACCACUGCCUGUGUGAUUGGCAUUUACUUCUUCUCUCAGCACAUGCACCAGAACCUCCAGACAAGGUCUCGUAGUCCUCUCGCUACCCAGAAUCCCUUGUUGAAUGAGGCCAGCCUGCUGGCUCUGCCUGUGGUGGUGUCACUCAUCAACCUGCUGCUGCCUGGCCUGUUCAACCUUGCAGCCUGGAUGGAGGACUAUGAGUCGCCUUCUGUACGCACAUAUGUUGCCAUCGCCAGGAACUUGCUGUUAAAAGUGAGUGUUCUUGGCGUCCUUUGUUACCACUGGCUGGGUUGGGUUGCUACUGACCUUCAAAAAAAUAAGUUAACGUGCUGGGAGAGUUUUGUUGGCCAGGAGCUUUAUCGCUUCCUGCUCAUGGACUUCAUCUUCACUCUGCUGGACACCUUGUUAGGAGAGUUUCUCUGGAGGUUGUUUUCUAAGAAGGUCCUGAAGAGGAGGAGGAAACCAGUGUUCGAUAUUGCCAGAAAUGUGCUUGAACUCAUCUAUGGACAAACCUUAGCCUGGUUGGGUGUUCUCUUCUCUCCUCUCCUGCCUGCAGUGCAGAUUCUCAAACUCUUGCUGCUCUUCUACGUUAAGAAGAGCAGUGUGAUGAUGAACUGUCAGGCUCCCAGGAAGCCGUACAGGGUCAGCCAGAUGACCACCAUCUUCAUCACUCUCCUCUGCUUCCCCUCCUUCCUCGGUGCCUCCGUGUGUGUCACGUACACCAUGUGGAGUAUCACUCCCUCCACAUCCUGCGGUCCGUUCCGUGAGCUCAAAACGAUGCUGCAGGCGGGGAAACGCUGGGUGGAGGAACUGGAAAAAGAUAAUCCAAACCUGUCCGUGUUGGCCAGGGCUCACUCCUACCUGGUGGAAAACCCUCUCUUCCUGUUUGUGGCAGCAGGCAUCUUUCUGAUAGUCAUCUACUUCCACAGUCAGGUGGUGGACGGUCAAAGGAAGAUCAUCAGUUUACUACAGGAUCAGAUAAAAAAUGAGGGAGAGGAUAAGAAGUUUCUCAUCACUCGCCUCCAGUCCAUCCAUGAGCAAAGACGAACCCCCAGUCGAAGACUCACAAGCCAGGACUCUUCAUGUUGAGGCAGUUUAGUCUCCAGUAGACGAGCCUCCUCACUUCUCUGUGCACUAACCAAGGUUUGGUGACUUCUUGAACUAGGUGGAAUAUAACUGGAAUAUUAGCACCAAAGGACAGCAGGACCAAAAUCAGCUGUAUCGUGCAUUUGGUAGGUUUUAAAAUUUUUAAUUUUUUUUUUUUUUAGAUUUUAAUGGCUGGAGUUUUUGUAGAGAGGAGGAACAAGUGAUCAUGAAACACAGUUCUACCAUGUAUAUAAACUCAAGCUUGUAAAGCCAUUAGCAAUAGAAGACUAUUAACAGAUAUGAGGACUCCUCAAGAGAACUGAGAAAAGAGAGAAUGACAGGUGGCACAGGAGAAGAAGAGAAAUGUGUUUGCAUUUGUUUUUGAGUUUUAAAAAGCAAACUGAGCAGGAAGCAGGUAAUUCUUUGUGUAAGAAAACAAACUGUAGCAGAGGAAUAAACCGGUGCCAUUAGUUUAAACAGAACCCACUCGUCUCUCACAGAAGCACUUUCAUACCUACUGUGAACUGUUUUAUUUUUAUUCUUUGAAUUUUUAAAAAAUAAUUUUAUCAGUAUGCGUGUUGUAGGUAAACUUUGGAUGUUGUAAGAAUGAUAGUGCUGUAAAUGACACCUUGUGUUUUUUUUUCAUUAAGGUGAUAACUACAUGUGUGUUUUCAGACUUUUGUAAUUAAAUUAUGUUUUAUCAAA
Molecule: messenger RNA, 3603 nt
Organism: Toxotes jaculatrix (banded archerfish)
Lineage: Eukaryota; Metazoa; Chordata; Actinopteri; Toxotidae
Gene: tmc6b
Product: transmembrane channel-like 6b
Exons: 21
Coding region: 391-2901 (836 amino acids)
Cellular component (GO): plasma membrane
Molecular function (GO): mechanosensitive monoatomic ion channel activity
Source: RefSeq, a predicted model, not a curated record